Seminavis robusta is the source of this 2156-nucleotide messenger RNA. The record is from the annotation of a GenBank genome assembly. Lineage: Eukaryota; Bacillariophyta; Bacillariophyceae; Naviculales; Naviculaceae.
AUGGAUCUGCGAGAGAUUUUGGCCAUCUUGGACGUUUUUUUCGCCCCUCAUUCAUCUCCCAUGUACAGUACUAGCUAGCUAGCUGCUAAAGUACGGUUGCCACCAGCUAAUAGAAUACUGUAAUAAUAGACUGGUAUUUGUGCUUUCGUUUUAACGAUGAUGACCCUUGAUGAACACGAUACCGCCGCUGCUACAGCCUGUGUGGCUACUACCAGUUACCCUGAUGCCGUUGUGUCUGCCAUGAUCAAGACGAACGGGUUGUCUCAAAACGAAGCAGAAGAAGAAGAGAUCCUUGUUCAUCUUGACACCACUACCACCACUGACGAAGAUGCCGAGAUGGGCUUGACACUCAAUCAGACUGCCAGUACCUGCACGGACAGCAGCAUGAGCGUGGAACCAAUGAAUCCUUUUGACAGCCCUACGCAAACUGGUUCUCCCGUUCCUGAAGCAAAGAGUACAGCCACAACCAAAAGACCACCACUCUCAUGCCCACUAAACAUGGAGCCUCCAGUGGACAGCAGCAUGAGCGUGGAACCAAUGAAUCCUUUUGACAGCCCUGCGCGAACUGAUUCUCCCGUUCCUGAAGCAAAGAGUACAGCCACCACCAAAAGACCACCACUCUUAUGCCCACUGACCAAGGAGCCUCUUGUGGACAGCAGCAUGAGCGUGGAACCAAUGAAUCCUUUUGACAGCCCUCCGCGAACUCAUUCUCCCGUUCCUGAAGCAAAGAGUACAGCCAACAAGAGACCACCACUCUUGUGCCCGCUGACCAUGGAGCCUCUUGUGGACCCGGUAGUCUGUCCCACGGAUGGAGUCUCCUAUGAGCGAAGUGCCAUUGUCAGUGAAGAAGAUGAGGAUCUCUAUUAUCCCAACAGAGCCUUGAAGGACUGCAUUGAGAUGUUUCAGGAGGAUGAUGCUGAGGAUAACGCUCAAGAUGAUGACGGUGGUACCAGUUCCAACAUGGGUACAGUGACCACUGAGGAUAUCCUGGAUCUGUUUGUUUGUCCCAUUACCCAAGAACUCAUGCGAGAUCCUGUAAUUGACCAGGAAGGAAACACCUACGAACGCAGCGCUGUGGUCAACUGGAUCCAACAGCAUGGAGUCUCUCCAAUCACCCGAAAGCCACUCACAGUGGAACUGCUCUACGACAACACAACCCUCUUUAUGAUUCUCAUUCAAGAAAUACAGCUACUCAAGCAGCAGGAAGAAGAAAACAACGAUGAAGUUCAACAGUGGAAGACAGACGUGUCCGGUACCGAUAACACGGAGACCACUUCUGGCGACAGUGACUUUGCUUGCAGCUCGCAGUUUCUAGAAGAAUUGCAGCCACAGGGGCAACUCCAGGAUUUGGAGGCGUCACAUCAAGAGCCGAAUCUGAUCUUCCCGGAACUGGCCUUGGUCGCAGAAGCGGAGCAACGACGACAGCGGUCAAGGAACUCGUCAUCUCGCGGCAGACAACAACGCAACAGACGACGACCACCACCAGUGGUUCAUUAUGACACUCCCAAUGUCAAUGAUUUGGUUCGACGGGAACAACAAGUUGCACGGGAACGCUUGUACCAACUCGAGCAAGAACACCGACGACUAAACCGUCGCAAGAGCGCCCAGUUAUUUGCAGUUUGCUUGAUUUGUGCCGUACUCGUAAUGUUCGGAUUGUACUUUGUCCUCCCGCUGGCCGCGGCCGCCUUGUUGUUGUUCAUUUUUGGCGUCCUUGCAAUGUCGAUGUGCAUCGGGGGACUGCCUUGCGAUUAUACCAUGGGAUCCAACGGAGGACUGAGCAGUGCCUUGAACCGCAUAUAAGAUGCGUCUUCGGUCAUCUUCCAUUGCUGGCCAGGGGCUACGGUGUAUCAUGAUCCACAGAUUGAUUGACGGACCAAGUUGGGAGUUGAGUCUACCACCUGCACCUGGGGUGCCUCUUUAAAUCGGUACGUCGAGGUUGGUGCCCUCAAAAUGAAGAAGGUAUAUCCGUACCAUAUGCGCACGGCCAAGUCUCAUUGGACAGCUCAAGGAAGGAAGGAGAACGCGGGAACAGUCUGUGGAUCGAACGCGACACGAUGCUGGUCCCAUCGGCGGCACGACUUGUUUGCCCUUGAGCACGUAGCACUGUCUAACGAAUUAGACAAUAGCUCUCUGAUUACGAAUUUUUAUACCAGCCU